Molecule: messenger RNA, 348 nt
Organism: Wallemia ichthyophaga EXF-994
Lineage: Eukaryota; Fungi; Basidiomycota; Wallemiomycetes; Wallemiales; Wallemiaceae
Exons: 3
Coding region: 1-348 (115 amino acids)
Source: RefSeq, a predicted model, not a curated record
AUGACAGGAAUUGAAGAAAAGAAGAAUGAUCAAUCUCCACAGGGUGUCACUGAGAAGAAGCCAGAAGUAGCAGCAGAGGCAGACAAAGGGAAAGCAAGGGAGGAAGAGGAAGAUGAGGAAGACGAGGAGGAUGACGACGACCAAGACACUCCCUACAACGACGAAGAAGUUGGAGACGAUGUCGUGGAUGACGACCUCGAGGAGAUAGAUCCAUCAGCCAUCGUCGACUCAGGAUCGAGAAGAACGCGUUCAAAUGUUGAUUACAGCUCAGCAGAUGCGCGUAAGAAGGCCGAGUUGACAGAUAAGGAGGACGAGGAUGAUGAGGCAGAUGAAUCGAUGAGAAUGUAG